GCGCGGACACUCAUCUCACCAUCAUGACGGGGAAAGAGGAACUUGUGUUUUCAGACAAUGAGAACGAGCAGAAAACAGCGCAAAGCAGCGGGAAGGCCCCGCUCUGGAAGACUGGGCCCGCGGCGCAGCGCCGAACCGGCUUUGGGAUCCAGGAACUGCUCGGCCUCAACAAGGAGCCGCCGGCGGCCCCUCCGAGGAGGCCCCUGGAGGCCCUGCCGCCCAGAGCGCACAUCCUCACGGCCAGGGCGGCCCUCGGACACGGGAUGGGUUUACUGAGUCCGGAUGGGUUCCACCCGUUUUACGGUCAGCCCGCUUUUCUGGAGGUUCUGUCGGAGGCGCACAGUGCGCACCUGCAGCCGCUGCACAGAGCGGCGCACAGGGAGCCGCGCGUGGAGGCGCAACAGUCCGGGGCCAGCUCCGACUCUGAUGAUCUGAGCUCCUCCGGAGAUCCAAAGUUCUCAUCAAUGAGCAAGAAAAGAAAGAAAAGACGACACAGAACCAUUUUCACGUCCUAUCAGCUGGAGGAACUGGAGAAAGCUUUCAAUGAAGCUCACUAUCCAGAUGUUUACACCAGAGAGAUGCUGUCCAUGAAGACCGAGCUGCCAGAGGACAGAAUACAGGUCUGGUUUCAGAACCGCAGGGCCAAGUGGAGGAAGCGUGAGAAGUGUUGGGGUCGCAGCAGUGUGAUGGCGGAGUACGGUCUGUACGGCGCCAUGGUCCGUCACUCCAUCCCGCUGCCUGAGUCCAUCCUCAAGUCAGCCAAGGACGGCAUCUCAGACUCUUACGCUCCCUGGUUACUGGGUAUGCACAAGAAAUCAGUUGAGCCUUCACAUACCUCCCCAGAAAAACCCAGCAGCUGCUCACUGGUACCAGUACACGAGAAAAGGAUGGACAAAACGACGGAGGAAGCGAGGCAGAAACAGCGUAAGGAUGUUUCGAAAGAGGAACUGAGGGAGAACAGUAUCGCUGUGCUGCGAGCCAAGGCACUGGAGCACAGCGCCAAGGUGCUCGAGACUGUCUCUGACCAAUCAAACAACAGUUUGACGCAGAAAGAGGAGGCUGAGGAUCAGGGGACUGAGCAGGAGGUGAAGAGGAGCAACUGAAAAAAUACUGCAACUUUUAUUAUCGGCAGCAGAAGUCCUGUUCAGUGGGUUGAACUGAGCAUUGAUCCUCCAUCAGUGAACCUCCACAUUCAGAGUUUUUCCAAAUGGGAUACUUUAUUUGACCUUUGACCUCCCAGUGAUGACAAGAGUCCAGCUUAUACUACCACAUGCACCAAAUAACAAACUUUGAUAAAAAAAAAAACUUUGCAUUUCCAGCUGUUUAAACUAUGACACACAUUAUGACAGAUUCCUAAUUGUCCUGCUGUUCUAACACUAAACAUGUGGUUGUCUUCUUACUGUAGCUUAAUUAAAAAUGUAUC
Messenger RNA from Nematolebias whitei (Rio pearlfish), 1423 nucleotides. RefSeq names its product visual system homeobox 2. The coding region runs from base 24 to 1103 and encodes 359 amino acids. Gene Ontology annotation, biological process: regulation of transcription by RNA polymerase II. The record is from RefSeq and is a predicted model, not a curated record. The transcript is spliced from 5 exons. Gene Ontology annotation, cellular component: nucleus. Gene Ontology annotation, molecular function: sequence-specific double-stranded DNA binding; DNA-binding transcription factor activity, RNA polymerase II-specific. NCBI's taxonomy places the organism in Eukaryota, Metazoa, Chordata, Actinopteri, Cyprinodontiformes, Rivulidae.